UUUUUAAAUAAAAAAAGAGAAAAAAAAAGGAUGAAUUGGGAUUUCCUUUUCCCGCCGAGCCGAGACUCCGGGGCCGCCGGUUCCUGCAGUGACGGCGGCCCGGGGGAGCAGCCUGCUCGGCCCGUCCACUACCAGAGUCCCUGGAUGUGGCUGUUCUCCGUCCUCUACAGGCCCGCCCUGCUGCUCCUCCAUCGCGAGGAGGGGGAGCAGGGCCGCGGGCCCGGCCUCCUGGGGCCGCUCCUGGGCCAGAUGCGAGGCGGCCCCGGCCCGGGUCCGGCGAGCGAGGGGCUGGAGGCCGCCCACCCGCUCGGGGGCUUCUGGGCCUCCGCCUGGCACUGGGUGGGAGCCGCCGAGCGGGAGGUGGAGGUGGUGGAGGUGGAGGUGGCGGAGGUGGAGGAGGAGGAGGUGCCAAAAAGCCUCGAGGCCUCCCCUGACCUUUGGCCCCCAUUCCCGGGCCUCCUCAGCAGAGUGUGCGGGAGGGUCGGCUACCCCGGGCCCCGCCGCCAGGCCGGCCGGCCGCAGCCGCUGGACCUCAGCCGGCCGUGCCCGAGGCCGGACCGGCCCCCGCCCGCCUCUGACUGCCCGGCCGCCGCUUGCCUCCGGCGGCCGGCGGCCCCGCUCCGGCCCGGCUUCAGCAGCCUCCCGGACAGCCUGCCCCUUUCCGCCUGCGCCGCCGCCGCCGCCGCCGAGAGAAUGGGGAAGCCCGCCGAAUUUUCCCGUUGCGGCGGCCAACUGGGCCUGGUCACCCCGGAACCGGACUACGGUUAUUCCAGCUUGGAAGAGGAGCACACCGGCCGCCGGCGCCGGCGCUUCGGGUACUGGGGCCGCGGGCCGCCACCCCCACCCCCACCCCCAGCUCCAGCUCCAGCUCCAGCUCCAGCUGCCCCCAAGGCCGACACCCGCUCCGAAGGCAGCGGCCUGAAGGACGACCGGCGGGCCCGCGCGAAAGACGAGGAGGCAGUUUGGCUGCACCUCUCCGUUGACUCGACCAUGCCCACGCUUGAUUUGUUGGACCUCGAGGGGAAGAGUGCACGCUUCGGGGACGACGAGUGGAACAGCAACGAGAGCGGCAGCGGCAGCGGCAGCAGCAGCGGCGGCGGCGGCGAUGAAUCCGAGGGCGAUGCCGAAGAGGAGGAAAGCUACUAUUCUUUGCCCCGACCUCAGUGCUCCAAUAAGACGAUUGCUUACAUUUUGGGAAGCAACCCCAGCAGCGAUGAAGACGACAGUGAGGAGGACGAGGACGAGGACGAAGAGAGCGACUCGGACGAUGAUGGAUUUGACAGCGAUGGCAGUUCCGAGCUCUCGGGCGCGGACGAGCUGUUGAAUUCUUUAGCAGGGACCUCUGAUCCCUAUAACCUUAUGAAUUUUCAAGCCUGCAUUAAGACGCAGCAAAAAGUGGACAUCCGAACUGCGUUCGAGUCCGGUCGCCCUCAGCAAUCUGUGUCGUGCACCCUUGUGCUGGAUGAUGAUGUGGACAGACUGGACAGUGGGUUUUCUGACGAAGUUCAGGGAGAGCUGCAGAAAGCAUUCACCCAGUUGGCUUCUGGAAAAAAGUACCCCAAAAAGGUUGCCUUUGAUGAGCAAGUCGCUGUGUAUUAUGUGAGCAGUGAAGAAAUCCGUAAAGGUCCCUGGGAAGAGUAUGCCCGGGAUCGUUGCCGAUUCCAGAAGCGAAUCCGAGAGACUGAGGAGUGUAUUGGUUAUUGUUUUACCCCUAAACACCGAUGGACUGUGCUGGAAAAAUUGCGACUGGGCAGCUAGUGAUCCGCUAGAGCAAACCGCUAUUGAAAACAUCCCUUUGUUUAAUAAUCUAUUUGCAAUUUAACCCUUAACUUUGCUGAAACCGUGUGCAGCAUAACCCUAUUGCCUACCAGACUAGUAGCUGGGUGUGGAAAACCUCAUGCAGUGGCCGUGACGCCAGCUUGUGACAGAAAGAAGCACGUUAGGAGAAAAAAGAACACCAUUUGUAGUUACAGUGAAUCAUCCAGGGAAUUAAAAUAGUGCUAAGACCUACUGUCCCUAGAUUUCAUUCUAUAAGUGUCAUUUGGGCUGAGGAUUCUAAAAUUCAUUCUGAUUUAAUUUCCAUGGUGUACAAAAGAUGGCUUCUAUAUAAAAUUGUUUGCAUAAGUUGCAAUCAAUUGGUGUGACCCAUCUAGCGAUGUGCUUGGGGUUUACAGAGGUUCAUCUGUUCUACCAACUUGAAUCUUCUGUAGUAUAUCACUUCUGUGAUGUGGCGCUUAACCUUAUUGCCCUUAAAGAAACACCUGAAGAUACCUUUUAUCCCAAUAAGGUUUAUUUAUUGUGGAUGCAGUAAAAAAGAGGCAUACCCCACAGUAUUCGUUUAAGCAUUGUUUUUGUAGCUAUCCACAAUUCUGGAAUUUGCAUUCAAGUUCCCACUGAGUUUUGCUCCCUCUUUCCAGUUCCUUUUGUAAAUCACAUCGCCUCAAAAUACCAACUUGAUUUAUUGGUGCAGCUAUAUGGUACUUGCACUUAUGGCCUGCCUCUGUAUGUUUUCUAAGGAUGCUGGAUACUGUUUAGGUCAUUUACCUAUAAUUUCGCAAGCUCCUAAAAUGUUGGGGCAAAAGGGGAACUAUAAAUUCAGCAAAUUGGUGACUAAGAUAUCGGUGCAACUUGUUGAAUUAUUUCUGUCAUUCAUUUAUCAAUGCCAGGAAUUUUUGCUUCAAAACUAUUGGUUUCCUGCUAAGAUUUUGUUCAAUGUGAUAACAUGCUAUUUAGCAGCAUUUCCAAUGCACUACAGUUGGAUUCUUUGCAUGUUUGCUUCCAGGAAGAAUUUCUUUGUUUCUCAAAGGGGCAUACAGCACAGGAGGAGGCCAUUUGACUUAUGGCUGUACCGGCCCGCUGGAAAAUUUAUCCAAUUAACCCUACUGCUCUCUUUGUAGCCUUCAAAUUUUUUGCCAGUUGAGGGAUUAUUAUUGAACCUGCUUCCACCAGCCUUCCAGGCAGUGCAUUCUAAGUAGGAAUUGCUGAGUUAAAAAAAAAAUAAUUUAUCAAAGAAGUGAUUUCAAUAGUGCUUGAUAUAUAAUAAUAUAAAAGGAAUCCUGGUACGAGCCUAACCACUAGUGAGCUUGGGGGUAAAUGACACUAUGUAUAAAGACAUUCAUUCACUUCAGAGGAACACAUUGGAAACUUCCCCCUAGCUCCCUCAGACAAGCUGUUAAUCCAACUGUAAUGUAUUGCAAAACUGUUAAUAACUGCUAAAUGUAUUUUUAUCUGAUCACCAUUCUGCACAUGAUUAUAGAUUAGUUAAUAGCUUUUAGCUUCUAAUUUUAAAUUCCUUUUGUUACAGCUAAUUGAUUUUUAGAUUGGCACAGCAAGUUUUUUUUAAGUGAUUGUUGGUGGGUGCAAGUUACAUUCAGAAUUCAAGUCUGUCUGAAUCCUUUCCACACUUUUGCAUUGAAAUGUAUUAAGUCAGUUUUCUGUUAUAUUACAGUUUUAUUUUUAAAUAUGUGCAUUGAGCAAAUUAAGUUCCUGGCUUUAUCUAAGAUAAAUUCAUUUGGAUUUCUUCAGUUUUUAAUGAGACAAUGUAUUUGUCAUUCACAGUUGAACCACUUUCUUGGAAAUGGGAUUGAAUCAGCAUGGGAUUACUGAUUUCUAUUUCCAUUUGGUUGGGAUUGAGUGGCUAUAAAAUAUCCUGGAUCGGUGUUUAGAGGAUGCCAAGUCUUAUGGAAUUGAUUAGUGACCUGGGAAUAAAACCUACAAAUGAUUCUUUGUUUCAAAAGUGAAUGCUGCCUGAACUGACCUUGAUGCUAUUUUCUGUAAAAGAAGUAUAGGUUCAUAUCUUUCGACACUCUGGCCUCUGCAGCCGUGGCAUUGUGUUUUAGGGCAAUUUGACACGAUCCUCAAGUUGGACUGUGUAGAAACCAAUGUUGAAUAAUUACUUAAUUCCCAUGUUUGUGCUGAAUAUAACUUAAAAAACGUCUUUAGUGAUCCACUUUUUUCAGCAGUUAAUCUUAGUUGGAGUUUUUGAAAAUCAUCCACCUUUUAGCUCACACCUAAAUGUCAGGGGCAAAUUUUUUACAAAGGGAGCAUUCGAUUCUCAGUUUGAUUCUCUGUAGAGCUAGCAUUGGACUGCUAAUUAACAAUGGUAAAUUUGAAUCUAGUUACAUCUAUCGGAUUUAGUGGCACUUGCAAAUUGAAUUUUGCUUCUUAAAAGGGAACACUUUGUUCUGUCUCAGAUGCUGAUACUCAUGCCAGUGCUGUCCUACCCUGUAGCAGGGCACCUUUUGAAGGAUGACCUGUUUCUCACCCCGGGUGGCAGUUAGUGUAGACAUUCAGACUCACCUGUGGGACUGGGAGGUUGAUAAAAGCUGACACUGUGAACCUUGCUGAUAGGCAUGUAAACUGUCCGCUUGGCACAGAGUUGUCUCCUGAUAAAUCCCUCCUUAUUAAAUAAAGAAUAGAGGGGGCAAGUAAAUACCAAUAGAAAAUUUGAACAGAAUUGGUAAUUAGAAGUCAAAAUGGUUGAAAGUUUUUUUUGGUUGGAAGUGCAGUAUUGUAAAUCUAUUUUGAGUGUCUGUUUUUCUGUCACAUUCACUUGUUCAAUUGCAACCUUGAAUCUCCACCUUGUGUUCUGUACAACAAAUGAGUAUGUGGCCUUUUUGGGGUCUGUUGUGCAACUGAUGGAAUUAAUUUUGCACCAUUUGCCCUCAAUUUAUAGUUUUUAUUUAUCAAGCAAUCAAUUGUAUUUUUGUAUGAUUUUGCAGAUUUGUAAAGUGUAAAGAAAAUUAUAGUUAUAUUAAUUUACAUCAAAUUUGCUAAUUAGGAUAAAUGGGGCAAUUUUAAAUGUUUGUAAUUACAAUCCCCAUCAAACUAUUGUUAUAUAAAUUAACUAAAUUUUGAGACAUCCUGUGCUUUAAGCACUGAAUAACCCAGCACUGCUGACAUUACAAAUAAAAUAUUAGUCUGAAGCA
Molecule: messenger RNA, 4928 nt
Organism: Carcharodon carcharias (great white shark)
Lineage: Eukaryota; Metazoa; Chordata; Chondrichthyes; Lamniformes; Lamnidae
Gene: ppp1r15b
Product: protein phosphatase 1 regulatory subunit 15B
Exons: 2
Coding region: 31-1758 (575 amino acids)
Biological process (GO): response to endoplasmic reticulum stress
Cellular component (GO): endoplasmic reticulum; protein phosphatase type 1 complex
Molecular function (GO): protein phosphatase regulator activity
Source: RefSeq, a predicted model, not a curated record